UCGGUUGAAGGAAGGCCACAUUGAACGGCACUGCCUUCCGCAUGCGCACAUCGGUUGGCCGCUCCUGUGCCAUCUUCUGACAGUCAGCUGUUAGACGCGCAUGCUCGCAGCACUUCGUGUGCUGCGAUGGAACAACAGUCCCUUGUUUGACAGAUCAGCUGACUGGUGGGGUCAACGGACAGCGACGGCCUUGACUCUGAUCUGACCGCUUCGACGGAUUUGUACUGCCCCUGAACUGCUUAAUGGAUUGGACACACAAUGCCAAAGAUAAACUACAAACUACUGCCUGUAAAGGCGCAUUACUUCUUCUUCAUGGCCUCCUUGGGACCCAUACUGCACCAGCUGAAUGUAUUUGGCAAGCAGCUGGGUGUCUCAGAAGUCGUAAUUGGAGGGAUUAAUGCAAUCUUGCCCAUCUUGUUCCUGCUUGCAAAACCUGUGUUUGGCUUCGUGGCCGACUACUUUAGAAGCCAGAGGAAACUGGUCUUCAUGCUGCUCGUCUGCUCCAUGAAUGUGUCUCUUGUGUCGCUGUACUUUGUACCUCAGCCCAAGGUGCCCUUCCUUGCUGAAUAUAGACUGAAUGCUAUUAACACCAGCUUGAUUCAUGAAUGCACGAAUUUGAGUAUACAUAAUGAGACAAAAUGUGGUGAUACGCAAAUUGUGCUGUGUGACUGGACUUGUGAUGAUUCUUUUAAUGGAACUGGUCUUCCUGCUGUUCUGUAUACAGACAGUAGAACAUCUUCUCAUGGAAGCCUUCAUUUGUGUCUGACUGGAAACAAUGCAACAUUUUAUCCCUUUCUCAUGGACCCGAGAACAAGUUGUGAUUUUAGAUGUGCUAUGGAUAAGAACAGCAACAAUGACUGUCUGUAUGGUACAGCAGCAUUCUGGAUAUUUGUGAUUCUCAUGUCCUUGGGAACAAUUGGUUUCAAUGUUUCAAAUAGUGUAAGUGAUGCCAUCUGCUUUGAUGUUCUAGGUAGUGGUUGUGAAAUGAAAUAUGGAAGGCAAAGAGUUUGGGGCACUAUUGGAUUUGGUGCGACAGCUCUGAUAUCUGGCUAUGCAGUUGACUGGUGGUCAGGAGACAGUGGACUGAAAGAUUACACACCAGCAUUCAUUCUUGUAUUAACAUUUGCUGUCAUUGACCUAUACUUCUGUACAAAAUUGGAGCUUCCAGUGAUUCCACGGUCAGAGAGUAUUUUUAAAGAUCUUAAGGGGCUGCUAAGAUUGAAACACAUUUUAGUAUUUCUAAUGUUUGCAACAUUAGCUGGAAUUGUAGACAGUUUCAUCAUAUACUUCCUGUUUUGGUACUUAGAAGACCUAGCAAUGAUGGGAGGUGGCAUGAAUAAUAUGAAACUGCUUGAGGGUCUCACAAUAGCAGCUGAGACAUUGGUCGGUGAAGUGAUAUUCUUUUCCAUAUCAGGUAAAAUCUUGAAGCUUAUAGGAUAUGGACAUUCACUGACACUUUGCUUCUUGGCAUAUGCCCUUAGAUUAUCUCUUAUAUCACUGAUUCCCUCGCCGUGGUGGGUGUUGCCAAUUGAACUAUUCAUGCAAGGUCCUACAUAUGCAAUGUGCUAUACAACAAUAGUUGCUUAUGCCAGUGCUGUCUCACCACCAGGAGCAUCUGCUACAAUGCAGGGAAUUGUAGCUGGCAUGGAUGAUGGUUUUGGAUACGCAAUUGGCAGUAUGAUAGGUGGUUUGUUAUAUCGAUGGGUUGGUGGAACUAAAGCAUUUAAAUGGUUUGGGACCACAGCAGCAGUAUGUGGCCUAGCUCAUUAUAUAAUGUACCAAAUGUUUCUGAAGAAGACUAUGGUCCCCGCAGGUGCAUCACAACAGUACAAAUCUCCAGAUGAUGCAGUUCAGGUGACAGAUGUAGCUGCUGCUGAUGAUGAAAAAUGAUCAGUCAGAAAAUUUGAAUUUCUUAAAUUCAAGAAAUCAAUUCUGUCUGUUCCUUGAAGAUGUCACAACAGUGCCUGAUAUGUAAAUAAUGCAAAUGAUGCACAAAACAUUUUGUAUGUUGUUGUAUCUAUCAGAGUUUAUAUUUUCUAUGUAUAUUUGUAUUUGUAAUAAAUGUUUUGAUGACAUUGUACUGUCACUGUUACAAAGAAAUAGUUUCCAAAGUUGCAGGAGUGCAUAUCAAUCAAAUAAUUUGGAGAUACAAGGAGUAAACACAAUAUAUCAUUAUGUAUGUAAUUUGUGGUUGUAAGGCAUUUUAUCCAUUUAAGAAAUAAGCAUUCCGCUAAUACUGCUCUCUGCACCCAACACCAAGAUUAGUUUCAUUGCUAGAGAAACUGCAAAAUAAGUAAAUAAAGUAGAAAAAUGAAGUGAUUACUCAGUCUUACAAAUAAUGUAAGACAUGAUGGAAUGCUUACCCCCAUUUCAGUUUCAAAUACAAGUACUCAAAAUCUGUGAAAAAGUAAUUUUUUGUCGUACAAUAACACUGAAUAUGGUAAUUAGAAAACUUAAGGUCCCACCUGUUACAUCUAGCAUCACCUGUUUGUUGGUCAUAACUGCAAAGAACUUAGACAUACACCCUGUAUUUCCCUACUAAACCAGGUUGGGCAGGCUCCCACUACAUGCUUAAAUAUAAAUCAAGAGUCAGUCAUAACACACAGCUCUGGUACAGACACUCAAAAAUAGAGCCACAGUGUGUCAAGCUCUCUAAAUUCAUUAAAAAACAAAUAGUGUGUGGAUAAGAAAACACACUGCAAGCAUGAUAGACAAGUACAUAUUAUUAUUAUUAUUAUUAUUAGUAUUAUUAUUAUUGCUGUUUAGUCAGCAAUCUGUGAAGGAAUGAAGAACAAUUUUUGUGAAAAAUAUUUCUUUUAAUUCAACAAAAGCUGAUAUCAAAAUAGUUUUUACACCUCUGUGAGACUUUCAAAAGAGAUACUAUCACCUGAUACAAAUACAGGUUGGCAUGAUGUAUGUCAUAAGAAAAGAACUGCUUAUUGUUAUGAUAAGCAAAUCCACUACUGCAGAAUAACAAUCAAUCAGAAUUGUAAUCUGUUAAGCACUUACACUGAUCCAGUGAGUCGGUGAUAUUUUAUUCAGCUGAUUUGUUUCACAGUUAGGAAAAUUCAACUUAACAAGAUCAUAAGUAAACAAGGAACUGUCAAACUUAAAGACUAAGAGAAAAUGUAACAAUGAUAAGAUGUGCCUGAAGUCCAAAGAACAAUAAAAUGCACUUGAAUCUCAA
Schistocerca cancellata (South American locust) is the source of this 3187-nucleotide messenger RNA. Its product is annotated as major facilitator superfamily domain-containing protein 6. Bases 259 to 1890 code for a protein of 543 amino acids. Gene Ontology annotation, cellular component: membrane. The transcript has 10 exons. NCBI's taxonomy places the organism in Eukaryota, Metazoa, Arthropoda, Insecta, Orthoptera, Acrididae. The record is from RefSeq and is a predicted model, not a curated record.